GGUACGUGAACGCCGCUAAAGUUCGAAAAGUAUGGCGGCGGUUUGUUUGACAACACUAACGGAGCAAUGGAUACGUGACAGACUUCAGUUAAAACACCCGCUUCUUGGUGAUGUCCGGACGCUGAGCCUCCCGGGGACACAGGAGGAGAAAAUCAGACACCUUGGAAGCGCCCUGAACAACUUUAUCCGUCUGAAAUCUCUGGAUCUGUCAUACAAUGCUAUCGUCUCAGUGGAGGGCUUGCAGCACUUGAAGAUGCUGGAGAGGCUGAUCCUUUACUAUAACUGCAUACCGUCUGUGGAAAGAAUCCAAGUGCUGUUCGAGCUGCCAGUUCUAAGGGAGCUAGACCUCAGGCUUAACCCUUUGACUAAAACCUGCCCAAACUAUCGUCCACGUCUGGUGCACGCCAUGCCCAACCUGCGGAAACUUGAUAAUUGCCGGGUCAGAGACACCGAGCGCAAAGCUGCGAUCCUUCAGUUCUCCACUGAUCUUCCUUCUCUGCAUAACAGCAGCUUCUCUCUGAAUGUACCACCGGACCUGAGCGACGACAUUGUACUGAAUUUUGUCGAGACAAGUCCCAGAGACCAAGGGGAAACUGACUCUGUUCACAAGGGAGUGGAGGAGCCCAAAGGGGAAGAUUCAGAAGAUUUUAUGGUGCAGAGGAGUUCGACUCCAAAAAAGGAGUCGGCCAAGUCCAUCCUUCGGUAUCCCUCCACUAAAAAUUAUAUCGCCGAUUCCAAAGACACGCGGGUGAACGCGCUACCUCAUGAUAAAAGCUCUGCAUCGCCUAAAGGAGGCGAACGACCAAAAGUGUCCUUUGGCCCCAUUUUUGAGAAGCACAGGGCCCUGCCUGGAAAACCAAAGCAAAAGGACUCCUCCAGCCUGACCAGACACAAAGCCAAGGGCCAUUUUACCCCAAAUCCCGUUGCUGUCUUACUUACCACAUUUUUCUCAGCUCAAAGUGACCAGGGUGGCGCUUCAUUCAGUGACAUUCGCCCUCCUAGUCCACUGAAUCCCGGUCUGAAUCUCUCAGACCCCUUUAACCCCAUACUGCAUCCGACAAGGCUGACCUACUCGAGCUUCAACAAGACGGACGGGGGAUCCGACCCGCAGCUGCAAGCUGAAAAGAAAAAAAAGGGAGGCUACCGGAAACCCCUGGAGAUGCUGCUCAAUCUGGUGGACAAACACUGGAGGGGGGAGCGAUCGCUGCACCGUAACAACAGCUUCCUGUCUCAGGCGGUGCAGAUCCUCUCCAUGAUGGAGAGCGAUAUCUCCAGUCGGGAGGCCGAGGUCGGGGCCUUAAGGCAGGAGGUGAGCGCGCUUCGCUCUCAAGCACUCGCGCGGGAUGACGAGCACAGAGCUGAAGUCGGCAACCUCUCCGGCCAGUUGGGGGAAGCUCGCAGAGAGGCGGGCAAACUGAACGAGCAGCUGAGGAUCGUGUUGGAGGAGAACGUCUCCCUGCAGAAGCAGCUCAUCAAGUUAGAGCGUCAGUAUCUCAAGUCGAUGAUGAAAAGCUCCCCGGUCGCUCAGAUCCGAGAGGCUCAGACAGAAGUGGAGGAGCUGAGGAAAGAGAUCGAGGGCCUGAGGAAGAAAGUGCAAGAGGCCGAAAAAGUCCAAGAGCUGUCCGACAUGCUUCAAGAAAGCCACAGGUCCCUGGUGGCGACAAAUGAAUGUUUGCUUGCUGAGCUUCGGGCAAGCGGAGAACAUUAAAGCCAAAUCGCAACGGAGUCACGCACAUGAGGACUGAGCAUCAAAGCAGAAUUAUGCCACGCGCCACAUAAGCACACGGUCAGCGGCGUAUCCAUCUGCCUUCUACGCCGCCGAGGACCGAACGCAUCAGGACUGCAGCUGCACUGUGACUUGAUUUAUGUGUCUGCCUCAGGCCUGGAGAGCUGCUCACACACACACACACACACACACACUCCUCCUGCAAACCCUCAUACAAGACUUGGCCGAGCGUCUUAGAAACGAGCUGAAUGUGGCUUCUGCUUUUGUCUGAAUCUUACAGGUCACUGGGCCCCCCCCCCCCCUGACAAAGCCAUAAAACAGACGUCUCUUUUAAGCUUAUUUAUUUCCAAUAAUGCACUGUAAAUCAGGAACACACUUUGAGAAGCAUCGCGAACAAGAGAAACGGAACACCGCAUGCACCGGGGGCACGAUAGUACUUUUAAGAGAUAUUAGAAAAACACAAAAGCAAAUCGUUCGUUCACGUUAAAGUAUUUGGCGUUAAACACGGAGAGGAAAAAAAGAUACUCAAGCUAGCACCGAAAGCUGCGAGUUUCGCACUCGAUGCAUGAUUCUUCAUCAGCUGAGGCUACAGGUAGUGUGUUACACACAAUACUGUCAUCUUGGAAAAAUAUUCUACAAAAAACAUGAAAUUAUUGUAUGUUUUCCCUUUUGUCUGGUAGAGUAUGUAAGUAAACAUUAACACCCUGCGUUUGUCAGUUCGUUACUGCGCCUUAGAUGACAGUAGCUUACAUUAAAGGUACAGACACAUAGGGUAGCAUUAGAGGACAGCUUACUUUGUACAAGUACAAAUACAGAGUCAUUGCAGGCAAAUACAAGAUUUGAUCAUUAUGCCACAGUUUCAAUACUUAAUUUUAUUUUUUUUAUUUAUUUCUCUCUUCUUUUUUUUUACCAAUAAAAUACUUAGUUCUGACCAGUAGUCUGUAAUCACAUCAGGCACAGCAGUUUAGGAAAGAAAAGAAACAACCUCUGUCAUCUAUAUGCUUCUGAAUCAAAUGCAAUAUAUAUAUAUAUAUAUAAAACAUGCACAAAGUACAGCAAUACAGAAAAAACUAAAUACAUAAAAGUCAGUGUCUUAAAUUAGGCUAAUCGGCAGAAAGUGUGCAGAAUAUAUACACAACCUUAAAGCAAUAUAUUAGAACUACUGUGUAUAAAUCUGACGAGGAGAUAAGAAAAUUAAGACGAAGAUACAAUCUUGCACAACUGAGCUUAGUAGGUGGGGGAAGAUGGUCCUCUUAAAAUGCAUGUUGGUUUUUGCAUAAUUAAAUACCGAAAGAUCAAAACAAUGACUGUUAUAUGUAUGAUUAUGUUUAAAAAUAAAUUAUUAAGGGCAAUUUUAUCAUGUUUUACAUCUUGUGUAGAAGCAAAGUUGUGCUGGAGAUUUUAUUGCAAGGUGACGCCACCAAUAUACUUCCUUGUUGUUAGCUGCAGACUAAUUAUAAAAAGUACGGAAGCCCAGAAAGGCCAGAUAGAAAAUGUGAAAAAAAGUGAAGAUUCUGAAUUUAAUGUUGGUGUAGAAAGCAAAGCACCCCCCUCCCCUCAUGUUCAUUGUCCCUCAUUGCCACAUUAAAGAUGUGCCAAACAAAUAUAUUAAUCUUUUAUCAAAAGAGCAUAAUCUGAAACUUGGAGAUGUUUUUCUACCUCCAUUACUAUGCAUGUUUUAUAAGAUGGGAAAAUAAGCUGGGGUCCUAAUAAGUUAAGUGAAGGGCCAACUUUGUUUAUCCAGGUUCCAGUUUUAACCUUUUUUUAUUAUAGCUCAGAUUGUAGGUAAGUUUAGUUAAGUAACCAUUUCUUUCCUUAAUAAUAAAGAUCGACAAACAUCUGCCUUACUUCAUAGGUAUGUUCUUUUGUCUUUACUAUUUUGAAGAGGUCAGGAGACUUAGGAAAGAAGGAAUGGAUGAUCAAUUAGGUUUCUGAGCACUCAGACCAACGCAAAAAGUAAGGCAUAUAAAACUUGUGAAUUUCUUCAAUGUGAGAUCAAUAAAGCCUAUCUUAUCUUAAUUCAGACGCAUUUACUUCUUUUUUAGGAAUAUAUUUGGGGUACCUGUGGUGGUUAUUGCAUAAAUGGCACCCUCGGUGAGCCCCUUUUUUCUUGUGCCCCCAAACCAAUCAAGAUGUGGGAAGUCAAUGGGAGUCUGGGGUGGGAUUUCAAGCAGCAAAGUUUCCACACAGAGUGCAUAAUCUAUUCAACUCCCCCUAAACCACAUGCACAAAAGCUACAGAACGCUUAUUCAGGAAGCAAAGAAGUUAUUUAUUUUUUGUCUGGUUCUCACCCGUCUUAACUAAUGCCGCUCUGGGCAUCCAUCUGCCCCUAUGGUCUGAAUCAAAAACAGACCAUAGGGGUAAGUAAGUAUUGUUUUUUUCUUCCAAUCACUAUAUUCUAUCUUUUUUUUUUUUAUGUGAGAUUAUACUCCUCCAAAGAAAAUAUGAAUUUAUUUGAGGACUUUGUAGAUUAAGGGACAAGAAAAAUCACACCCUACCAUAUUUUUCUAAAAACAAAAUAAGUCAGCCACACGUUUCUUAUAUUUGAUCAGCUUUAGGGGCUUCCGUACAUAUAAAUAAUUGGUUUAAAAGGUUCCCUUAACACAGCAGUUGACAAGUGCAGGUAAGUGGGGAAAAAAAACACCAAAGAUGAAACGAGGGCUAAAAGUUCUCAAAACAAACAUCAAUAUACCUGUGUUAAACAAAUAAGUGUGCCAGUCGUCUUUAAAGCGACAUCUUUCUUUCACCUAACAGGGUAGCAGAAUAUUUAUAAUAAAAAAAAAA
Fundulus heteroclitus (mummichog) is the source of this 4510-nucleotide messenger RNA. It is a transcript of the gene cep72, whose product is annotated as centrosomal protein 72. Bases 32 to 1708 code for a protein of 558 amino acids. The record is from RefSeq and is a predicted model, not a curated record. The transcript has 15 exons. Gene Ontology annotation, molecular function: protein binding. NCBI's taxonomy places the organism in Eukaryota, Metazoa, Chordata, Actinopteri, Cyprinodontiformes, Fundulidae.